This is a messenger RNA of Ostreococcus lucimarinus CCE9901, 1824 nucleotides long. RefSeq names its product AEC family transporter: auxin efflux. The record is from RefSeq and is a predicted model, not a curated record. The transcript has a single exon. Lineage: Eukaryota; Viridiplantae; Chlorophyta; Mamiellophyceae; Mamiellales; Bathycoccaceae. Gene Ontology annotation, biological process: endoplasmic reticulum to cytosol auxin transport. Bases 1 to 1824 code for a protein of 607 amino acids.
AUGGACGACGGCGACGCGAGAGAGACGACGCGAGGCGACGCCUCUGCCAACGCGAUGGACGCGGCGGCGGCGGCGGCGGCGGCGAUGCGCGAGGAGAGCGAGGAGGCGGAGACGGCGGAGACGGCGGAACGCGAGCCUUCGACGGACGACGACGACGAGACGGAGGAAGAGAUGGAGGCUCGAGAGCGCGAGGAGAAGAGCGAGCGGAAUAAAGUGUCGAGACGAGUGUUCGGGGCGGAGACGGACACGCGCGCGACGACGUGGACGCGGAGCUUGUUUAUGCUCGGCGCGAUUUUUGUCUUUCUCGCGGCGUAUCCUAAAUUCGUCGGAUGGUUGUGCUCGUAUUUCGAACCUUUGGACACCGCGGUGUCGGCGUACGAGGCGUUGACGUCGAACGUUGGAUUGGAUUUACGGAUCAUGCGCGCGACGUCGACGGCGACGUUUAAAGUCGUCGCGUUGUGCGCCGUGAUCACGGGUUUGAUGCGCGAGGGUAAGCUUCCGCUCGAGACGCCCGUCGUCGUCUCCAAGCUCGCGUUCAACGUCAUGCUGCCCGCGUAUCUGUGCACGCGCGUCGCGGCGACGCUGUAUUUGUCUCCUCUCACCAAAGCGUUGGCCAUCUUACCGAUAAGUGCGAUGGCACAAGUCAUAUUUGGAUCCAUCAUCGGCGUCGGCGUCACGUACUUCGUCAACCGCUUUCACGCGUACGCGUCGUCGCACACGCGGGAAGAAGAAGACUUGGACGAGGAAGAGGAGAUUAAGCUCGAGCGAGAGAAGAGAGACAUGUCGCGCCUAGGCAUCGCCGCGUGCUCUUUCGGGAACACGUUCACACUUCCUCUGGUAUUUUUGACGGAAGUCCUUGGCCGCGCGCGCGCGGACGAAACGGCGGGAUACAUCGCUCUCUAUCUCAUCGGUUGGACGCCAGUGCUUUGGACGGUCGGUUUCUUGUUAAUCGCUGGACCCGUCGCGGUGGCGGGUUUGAGCAAAGAUGGCGAGAAGAAGGACGCGUUGCGUGAUGCAUUUUUGACCGCAAAGGCGACGAUGGCGCGCAUCGGCAAAGAAUUGUUGAACCCGCCGCUGCUGGGCAUCAUCGCGGGUGUUCUCAUCGGCGCCACGCCUUUGAAGGAAAUCUUCGUCGGUAACUUUGCGGAUGCCACGACAGAGUUUCCCGCGGUAUUGACGUUCAUAUCCGUCAUCUUCCGAGCGCUGUUCGAGCUCGCGGCGAGCAUCGGUGCCGCGGCGCUCCCAGGACAGAUGCUCGUCUUGGCGUCGAGUUUGGUGAAGAUUACUCCCGAAGACGUCGAGAAGAGAAUCGCGCGCGCUAAAAAAGCGAAAGAGCGCAGCGUACCCGUCGACGACGACGAAAUGGAGGAGAAUGCGAAGAAGAGGAAGAAGAAGAGUUUGUUCGUCACCGUUUUGGACGUCUUCUUUGGAUCGUUCGCUGGAGCGUUCGCGCUCGUCAUGCGCCCCUUGCGGAAGAUUCGCGCGGGUUGGAACUAUCUCACUCGUUUGGAUUCGCCAGACAUGCUCGCCUUAGUCUCCGCGUGUUUAGUUCGUUUCGUGUUUCUUCCUGGCGCGUGCUUGUUCGGAUUACUUUUCCUACGAGCGCUCAACUCGCCGUGGUUUCCGAGCGAUCGCUCGGCGGCGUUGGUGCUUCUCACCAUGUCGUGCAUGCCUGCGGCGCAGAACCUCGUGCUAUUGACGCAGUUGCGAGAUGCGACGCGUCCGUUGGCGACUCGCUUAGCGGCAUUGAUGUUGCGCCAAUACGUCUUUGCCAUCAUUCCCGUCACAUUUUGGCUCACCGCCUUCACGUCGGCAGUCGUGUAA